This is a messenger RNA of Rasamsonia emersonii CBS 393.64, 1446 nucleotides long. RefSeq lists its product as uncharacterized. Bases 1 to 1446 code for a protein of 481 amino acids. Lineage: Eukaryota; Fungi; Ascomycota; Eurotiomycetes; Eurotiales; Trichocomaceae. The record is from RefSeq and is a predicted model, not a curated record. The transcript has 2 exons.
AUGAUCCCACUUCUCUGGACAGUCAAAAUCUACUGCCUCGCCUGCGGCACCCUGAUAGAACCGGACGCUCGCGUAUCCAUAAGAUGCGAGCGAAUCAAGGGAUGGGGACCGUCGGAUCCCGAGUUUUUGUACUUGCCUGCUGCGCAGGUGGAAGAUAUGUACUUUAGCAAAAGGCAGGCGUGGAUGUGGGUGAGCCUGUAUCGAUUGAUUAUCAGAGAUCCCGGUCAAAGUCCUGGGCAACAAAGUGGCCAAGACGAUCGCCAUCAACCUCGUUACCGACUGUCAGGGAUCGCGCAGUUUACCACCGAGAUGAUGGACACGUUCCUGGUUCCGCCAGACCGGGAUAGGGCCAUUAUCGGUAGGCAUCGUUACCGCCGUCGGGCCUCAACCAAGCUUGAAGCGGUCUUGCCUGACGAAAGCAUGCUGCCUCCGGCCAUUUCCCCUUUUUACUGGGAUAAUAAUAAGAAGAAGAAAGCCAAAACCACUAACGAUAAUAAUCCACGACUGUAUGGCUACCCUAUCCACGCGCGCUGCUGGACCCUGAUCGAGCAGGUUAUCGGCCCCGGAGUUGCUGAGAGGCAUCUGGAAUUAUUCCUACAGACACUCAAACAGCAAUUCAGGAAACGGAUCAAUCCAGCCCGGAGCUGGGCUCAAGACGCCUGGUUUGGACGGUAUCCUGAGCGCUAUGUUGCCAUGACCGCAAAGAUACGAUAUCUCUACCGCGACCCUGUCCGAAUCCCCGCAGUUCGGGAUCUGCUAAAUACAGCUGUACAAAGAAAGCCAAAGCCAAAGCCAAAGCCUCAGUCUAACGGCUCUCGUCGCAUCAAAAGAAGGAGAGAAGAUGAUGACGAUGAUGAAGCGAUAACCAGACAAUACACCACCAGACGAAUCUCUCGGUUCUCGUCGGCACUUGGGAGGAGCCCCUUUGGCCCGGCCAUCGACCUCCCGAUGGAUGUCCAGUGUCUCAUCCUGGACCAGUUGGACCGACACGAUUUCGCCAUGUUACAUGAGGCCUUCAGUGGCCCGGCAGCGGAAUGGCGCAUGCCAGACUCAUACUGGCGGAGCAGAGUGCCCCGGAUCCUCGUCUACGAAAUCCAGGAGUUGCUUGCUGCCAAUAGGGACAACAAACCGGUUGAUAUGGAUAUGGAGAUAGAGAUAGAUUGGGAGUACCUCUGUCUCCAAGCCGAAGAACUGAUCGAGACAUCCGACGGAUUGCGGAACAGACGGCGGAUCAUGCGAAUUUUGGAAAAGACCAAAAAACGCUUCUAUCGCAUGUUGAGUAAUAAUGAACAUUCCCGUCUUGAUGAGGAGGAUUGCCAUGAGGGGAGUGACUGUGAUGAGAAUGGCUAUGAUGGAAAUUGUCAGAGCUGGAACUGGAGUGACGGCGACUGUUCCUUUGGUGAAGAGUCUCUUGACAAGGAUAACGACAGCGAGGGUAAUGAGUAG